Messenger RNA from Paramecium sonneborni, 1328 nucleotides. Lineage: Eukaryota; Ciliophora; Oligohymenophorea; Peniculida; Parameciidae. The record is from the annotation of a GenBank genome assembly.
AUUUUUGAUGAGUUCUUCAUCUAGUUCCUCAUCUUCGGUGUCUUCUUCAAGAUCAUCUUCAUCAAGUUCAUCAUCUUCAUCUAGAUACUCUCACAAAAAGUAGAGAAGAAAAAACAAAUAAAAAGGAGAUUAAGAUGCUGGCCAUUUUGAAUAUAAAAUUGGGAUGAAAAUAAAAGCAGGAUAAUUUGUUAUCACACGAUUUUUAGGAGAUGGCACCUUUGGUCGUGUAUUGGAAGUUUAAAAUUGUACUAGUUAUUAUGCCAUGAAAGUAAUAUUAUUUGGAUUUAAAAGUGCAUAAGGGCUGUAGAAAGGUACAUAGAAUCAGCAAAAAUAGAAACCAAAAUAUUGUGGUACAUAUAAGAGAAAGAUAAGAGUGGACAAUUUAAUAUUGUGAGACUAUUUACAUCUUUUGAAAGAUAUGACAAUUAUUUCAUGGUUUUUGAGAGGGUAUCUCUAAAAUAAUCAUUAAGUUAGGGAAAUCAUUAUAUGACAUAAUAAAAUAGAACAACUUCAUAGGUUUUCCUAUGAAAUAUGUGUAAUCAUUUGCCAAAUAGAUAAUUAUCUCUGUAGCUUUCCUUCAUCAAAAUUAACUCACUCAUACAGAUCUAAAACCAGAAAAUAUAUUGACUACCAAUUGUGAAUAUAAAUAAGUUCCUUUUAAAGGAAGAUAGUAUAAUUUAUAUCUCAUAAAUUAGAAUUUGGGUUCCUGAAAGAGAAAUUCUUAAAAUCAUAGAUCUUGGAGGAGCUACUUUUGAUUAUGAAUAUCACAGCACUAUUAUAAAUACUAGAUAAUAUCGUGCUCCUGAAGUUAUUAUGGGUUAUCCAAAAUGGAAUGAAAGAAGUGACAUUUGGUGUAUUGCUUGUGUUUUACUUGAAUUAUAUACAGGUAUUAUAGAAUUAUUUAUUAUUUAGGAGAAUUGUAUUUCUAAAAUAAAGAUGAUUUAGAACAUAUUGCCAUGAUUGAAAAAGCUAUUGGACCUAUGGAAUACCGUCAUUUCAAGAGUUCCAAAUAUAAAACAUUCUUCAAUUAUGAUUAAAAGUACACUUAUUGAAAUUAGAGGUACUUUGAUUAGCAUCGAUCCUAUUUCAAAUGGAAUUCGGUAGCACCAAGUGAUUCUGCUAUUGAAAGAGUUAAGAAAUUGAAAACUUUUGAAGAAUUAAUCCCAGCUAAACAUGCCCUCUUUAUUGAUCUAAUUAGAAAAAUGCUCCGAAUUGAUCCUGAAGAAAGAGUCCCUUUAAGAAAACUUAUUCAUCAUCCAUUUUUUCAACACGUAUUCCAAGAUUGAUUAUUAUCUAAAUAAAUUGUUCACCUUAAUUUUACAACAUCA